Spathaspora passalidarum NRRL Y-27907 is the source of this 1309-nucleotide messenger RNA. It is a transcript of the gene TRK1, whose product is annotated as Trk1p. Bases 51 to 1289 code for a protein of 412 amino acids. Gene Ontology annotation, cellular component: plasma membrane. Lineage: Eukaryota; Fungi; Ascomycota; Pichiomycetes; Serinales; Debaryomycetaceae. Gene Ontology annotation, molecular function: high-affinity potassium ion transmembrane transporter activity. Gene Ontology annotation, biological process: potassium ion import across plasma membrane; intracellular potassium ion homeostasis. The transcript has a single exon. The record is from RefSeq and is a predicted model, not a curated record.
UUGGGUUUCAUUUACUUUGUGCGUUGAUCUUGUUGAUUUGGGUCUAUUGCAUGCCUGAUCACAAACUGCGAUUGGAAGGGUUGGCUAUCAAUCCAGCCUGGUGGGCUUUCUUCACGGCACAAUCCGCAUUCAAUGAUUUGGGAUUUACAUUGACUGCAGACUCAAUGCUUUCCUUUAAUCAAUCAGCAUUGGUAUUAGUUGUGUGUUCAUUCUUUAUUGUCAUUGGAAACACAGGAUUUCCGGUAUUUUUACGAUUCAUCAUUUGGCUCUUGUUUAAAACAGCCAAGCCAUUGUCAUUAUAUAAGGAAUCAUUGGGAUUCUUGUUGGACCAUCCACGUAGAUGUUUCACAUUAUUGUUUCCCUCGGCACCCACUUGGUGGUUGUUUGCCAUUUUGGUGAUACUUAACGGGUUUGACUUGGUGAUUUUCUGUAUUGUUGAUUUGAAAGAUAAACCAUUUGAAACUAUCCCCAUGGGCUACCGUGUUCUUGGUGGACUAUUCCAAGCAUUUUGCACCAGAACAGUGGGAUUUACUGUAAUGGACUUGUCGGAACUUCAUGCAGCCGUGCAAGUGUCGUAUAUGCUUAUGAUGUACAUCUCCGUGAUGCCGUUGGCAAUUUCCAUCAGAAGAACUAACGUUUAUGAAGAACAGUCGCUUGGGGUGUAUGCUCGAGAAAACAACCAAAGCGACAUCGAAAAUGGCACUCCUUCAAACUAUGUCGGGGCCCAUUUGCGUAAUCAAUUGUCGUAUGAUAUAUGGUAUAUCUUUCUUGGGUUGUUUGUGAUUUGUCUUGCUGAAGGUGGUAGGUUGCGUCAACAGGAUUUCCGCUUCUCGGUGUUUGCCAUCUUAUUUGAGAUUAUCAGUGCUUAUGGUACCGUGGGGAUGUCAUUGGGUUACCCCACUGUGAACACGUCACUCAGUGGACAAUUCACUGUUAUUUCAAAACUAGUGAUUAUUGCCAUGAUGAUUAGAGGAAGACACAGAGGGUUGCCAUACACUAUUGAUCGUGCUAUUAUGUUGCCCGAUGCCGAAAUGCGGAAACACGAUCGCAUGCAAGAAACACAUGCUUUGCAAAGAAGCAAUACUUUGGAACAAUCAGCCACGCAUACUUUGCGUCGUGUGGCUACUCAAGGUGGAAGUGGGGGUCCUAUUGACGCGGGACAGAAUCUUUUAGGACGGGUUUAUACAAAUGUUCAAGAUUAUAGAAGAAGAAGACACGAGCGGAAAGAAGCCAAGAAGUUGACUAGUAGAAACCCAAAUUACAUUGUUACUACUGUGAGUAAUAUAUAGAAUAAACGAUAUUUAUUUUU